This is a messenger RNA of Loxodonta africana (African savanna elephant), 10271 nucleotides long. RefSeq names its product semaphorin 3B (gene SEMA3B). Gene Ontology annotation, molecular function: chemorepellent activity; semaphorin receptor binding. Gene Ontology annotation, biological process: neural crest cell migration; positive regulation of cell migration; axon guidance. The transcript is spliced from 16 exons. Gene Ontology annotation, cellular component: plasma membrane. Bases 7638 to 9821 code for a protein of 727 amino acids. The record is from RefSeq and is a predicted model, not a curated record. Lineage: Eukaryota; Metazoa; Chordata; Mammalia; Proboscidea; Elephantidae.
GGCGAAGAGGGCGGGGUGAGGGAGGGGUAGUGCCGGGGACCUGGAACUCCGCCCCCGCACACCUGCCAGUCCCCGGUGGCCUCGGGCCCGAGCGUUGGCAGGAGAUGAGAGGCAGCAGCCGCACAGUCGGAAGGAGAUCAACGCCCCCCAGUACCCGUCUCCACCCCAGUUCCUAGGGCCCUUCCUACUACCCGUGCCUCCGAGGGCCGACUGGCAGGAGAACAGGAUCCUCCCCUUCCUUCAGCGGCUCUGGCCCGGACUCUGCUGAGCCCCAGAGGUGCUGGAGGGCGCUCGGGUGCCUUGAUGCCUGCCCAGCAGGAAGAGAGCCGGAGAUGGUCCUUUCCUUCCCUCCUGGCAGGGAUUUCUGCACAGAAGGACCAUUGAGGACUUGGCGUUGUCCGCCAGGCACACCCAGUACCUCCCUCCACUGGUGGGCCAUGUAAGGCUCUGGCCAGAAUUCCCCUUAUAACAACUGGCUGGGCAGUGGGCCUGGGUGGGGCCUGGCAAACACGGCUUCCCUGGGUGCAGGCACAGAUGACUAGGCCCCCACCUGCCUUUAGCCCUCCUACCCCCACGCUCAGAUUUUAAGGGCAUAAGGCUCCAUUGUCCCAGCACUGGUGGGGGUGGCCCCUCAAUUCAGCCUUGUCCUUGGUGGUUGGGAAAUUCCCAGUCAUGGGGGUGGGGGGUGGCGGCAGGCAGGGAAGGGCUGCCCAGGUGUCCUGCACCCCAGCUGGAAGGACUCCAUGAGGUCAGCUCCUAGGGAUCUCCCCCUGUCUGGAGAUGGCCCUGGCUGGACCUUAGCCAUCUCUUAUCCCUAAGAGCAGCUGAGUGAAGUGAGCCAGGGAUUCAAGGCUCCCUGCUCCUGUGUUCCCCAGAACUCUCCAGGCCUGAGAAAUUCCCACACAUGGGCAGCUGCAGUUUUGAGGCCCAGAACCCUUAGCGGGACAGACAGAGCCCGGCAGGGACCCAUGCUCCUGCUCCCAGAACAAGCCUAAACGUCACAGUGUAGGGUGGGCUCUUUCCAGCUGUGGGGACUGCCGUGAGUUUGAUCCACCUUUGAGAAGGCCCGCCCCACUCGAAAUAGUUGCUCAGGCUACUGAUGUGGUGGCAGCCUUGGUAUUUUUAACCCAUUUGGGGAGUGCAGGGAUAGCUGGGGAGAGAGAAAGAGACAAGCUCUGGGGGUCAGAGAGGCCUGAAGACAGGAGGGUGUGGAAAGAUGCUCUGGGGAGGAGCCAGGCAGGCAGGCAGCCUCUCCCCCAUCUCCCCAGGCCCAGAUCCCCAUUUAGCAGGUGGAUGGUGGCCCAUGAUGGCAGGUACAGAAUGAGGAGGAGAGCUUCCCCAGGGUUAGAGCUAGGGCCUCUGAAGCUGCAGGGGCUGCAAGCCUCAGAACCCCUCACCAUGUUCCAGGGCUGCUCCAUGGCUAUGCCUGAAGUCAGGAAAGCCUCCCACUCCCCAUGGGUGCCCUCGGAGUCAUUCCCCCUCCCCCCAAACCCAAAGGGCCAAGUCCACCACCAAGGCUGGAGAACACAUGCUCUGACUCCAACCACCUAGCUGGGGCAUGGUCAGCCAGGUCCUGGCAGCCCUGGGAGUCAGGGAGAGGGUAGGGACAGGACCGUAGCUUCUCACUGAGGUCUGGGUCCAGGCCCACUCCCAAACAGUCCCUGCAUCUACUGCUCUAAAAGAGAUACUAGGGGCCCUCAUCCCUGCCAUGAGGAUCUGCAUUCCCCCACCCCUGUCUCAGGCCCCCAGAAGGGAAGGCAGCCAUCAUCCACCCAGAGAGGGCCUUUAGCCAGCUGGGGUAUGUGUACAGCACUGUGACAGCAAGUGUGUCCAUGCCUGCUGACCAUUCAGCUCCUCAGUCACAUAAUGAUGGACACCAAUGUCCAAGGGUCAAAGCCAUGGACCCCUGUCCCUGGGUUCAGAGCAACUGUUCCUCCCUGCCUUGGUUUCUCCCUUUGCAGGAGACACAGCUGCAGGUGAUAUCGGUUGGGAGAAAAAUCAUAGUUUGACAUCCCCUCCCAACAUCUCUGCUCUCUGACCUCACUGGGUGGAAGGAGCCAAGGCCUGGGGAACUGGGGCAGGGUCAGGGAGGGGCCUGAGGUAUCCCUGCCCCAUUGGUCCCCACCCAGGCUCAGCAGGCCCAGAAAAGUGGAAGACCUUCCUGCAGGAAUGGCAUCUUCUGCUUCCCUGUGCCUGUCCUCUGCCGGGUCCUGGGGGCCCCCAGGUGAUGAUAGCUCCUGCUGCCCUCCCCACACACAGAGAGGAAUCCAGAGCCCUGCAGAGGGGCUUGAACCUGCUGCUAGAGAGCUCUGGGGCUUCACAGAGAAAGCGUGAUGCCCAAGAUGGAUAGAGGAUGAUGAGGAGGAGUUCAGCAGGUGGCAGAGGGAAGGGCCUUCCAACUGGAGACCAAUCCCAAGCAAAGUCCUGGCGAAGACAGAGCUGAUGCAUUCCAGAAAUGGGAUGAGGAGGGUGGUGGUCCAGCUGAGCUGGGGAGGGGUGGUGUGAAUGUUGGGCUUCAGUGCCCUCUCUGAGUCAGGGGAUGGAGGGGUGGGGAAUACAGAAUGGAGGCAUGGGGAAGAGGAGUGGCUGGAAGGCCACAGGGACACAGCCUAGGGGCAGGGUAAAGGGGUCAGGCUUCAAACUGGGAUGGAAGAGGCCACAGUGAAGGGUCUCUCAUGAGGCUCUCGUAGGCCUGGAUGUCUCAGGCUGCCCAGAGCUGAGGAGGCAACAAGAGUGCCCACCUGGGGCGCCCCCACCUUGUGCCAGAUCUGCCCACUGAAAUGCUAUAGGAAAAGUGAAGAGAGGGUCUGAGAGGGUUAGUCUCUCCCAGGGACUGCUGGUGAGCAGCAGUGUCAGGAUUCAGCCCUGCCCCUCCCUGGGCAGCCAACGGGGUGGGGGUGGGGGGGUGAUCCCUGGGACAGGCUCCAGGCACCUCCACCACCUCCGAAGCCUUUCAGAGCCCCCCCAACCAGCACUCCAGGGAGACCCUUUCUCAGCAGAUGAAGGGAAUGCAGACUUUAUGUUAAUGUAUGUUAAUGGCUGUAGAGGGCCUGCCCGAAUCCCCUUUUGCAGCAUUCCUGGCACCCUACUCUCUGGGGCAGGCUCAGGACAGGAAGGCCCUGCCCCCACCCCCACCCCCGCCCCACCCUGCUGGACAAUGAAGAAAACAGAAGUGAGUGAAGAGCUGUGAUGUGGCUGGUUGGGGGGGCUCCCCACUCCCAGAGGGGCUGACCUCAGCCCGAGAGGAAUGUGCAGGAGGCGGAGGGGAGGGGUGGAGUGGGGUUGGUGGAGGGCCGCAACCAGAGGCCCUGGGUUCCUGGUGGCCCCUCCCGCAGCUCCUCCACCUCAGCUCAGACAGGGCUCUCAGAAGGGAAGGGGAGCAGGCAAGGAGAAGAGGGGCUGAUCUUUCCAAAAACGUUGGCUAAGGGUCCUCUGGAGAUGUGGAGACCAGGCUAGAGGUGGGUGGGGGAAGCGCCCAGACAGAUCCUUCCCCAGGAGACCCCCCCAUCCCCAGAGUGGGUAGUAGAGAGUCAGGGAAGUUAGAUCUCAGGUGAUGCCUGGGGGUGACUGGGAACUCUCCAGGGCCUGCUCCCUACCCCUUCACCAACCCUUAGUCCUCAGGGUAGCAUGUCCUGGUGCCCACGUGGCCAGAACAGGGAAAUGUGAUGUGAUGUUGGAGCCACCAGCCUUAAUGGUUAAAGCAGGUGUGAGUGGGAAGCCAAAGGCCCAAUCCAGCAUAGGCUGGGAACUUAGAGAGCUGGUGCAGCCUUCCUCAGAUGGGUGUUCUGCCCCAGCUGCACCGCCCAGAGUCCAAGCAGGGUAUGAGGGGCAGAUCAGCUGGAUGAGGGUUGGGGGGGUGGGGAAUCAGGUUCUGGGGCUUGGUAUAGCAAUUCAGUUAUUUCCAAAAGGAAAAACCAAUAGACUGCCCACGGAUGCCCCGGCAAAAGGUUGCGGUCCAGGAGACUAGGGUGGCUCUAGGGUGGGGUACAGGCAGGAGUAGGGACCCCAGCUGUCUCCUCCUGGUUUGUCCCAUUUUGUUGAGACACAGGCCCAGGCUGCCUAAUUCCAGAAUCCUCAGGGACUUCCACAGCUCCAGUGUGACCCACAGCCAAUGACCCCGUUCCUGGAGUACUGUCUGUAUAAAGGCCCUCACCCAUGGUAUGGCAUACAGUUGCGUGUCAGGGCCUGGACCUGGGACUGGGGAGCAGAAAGGAGACCUCGUAGGGACAGGGACAACCUGCGUUCCCAUAUCUGGGGAAAGACACAUCUAGAGGAGGGAGGGCAGUGUGCAGGGCUCAGGUGGGCCAGGGGAGACUCAGUCCAUCUGGCUGGGGAUUGAGUCCCAGGGGGUUGGAAAGACGGUGGGGGAUCCUGAUCCCAUUUCUCAGUAUAGACUCAGCGCUGGGGUGGUGGUGGUGACUAAACAGAGGCUGGGACCCUGGGCCUGCAGAACUGAAGGAAGUGGGGGCAAGCAGGGGACACAGUAGGGUGGGCAGAAGCUUCAGAAGGCACUUGCUGAUCUUGGCUGCUUGGGUGGAAACUUGUAAACAGCUGAAGAAUUUUGUUUGUUUGCGUGGAGCCAGGCCAGGCGAGGCUGCCCAGGUCCAAGAGACAGCUAGCCUGAAGUAAGGAGAGGCCGCAUCCUGGAAGACCAGAGCUCAGGCAGGAGUGUUUCCCUCUGCUCCCCCUCCUAAAGGCCCCUGGCCCCCCCUGCUGGCCCUUUUCCUGCUCCUCAGAGCCAGGCACCCAGGCCAGCCCAGGAACACCAGGUCCUGAGGUUCUGGACAGAGGGGUGGUUGGGCAUGACCCUGCCCUGGCUGGGUGCAGCAGACUCUUCUGCUCUAGGGGGCUUGAAGUUGAGUCUUCCCCCAGCCCUGUCCCUGCCUGGCUGGAUGGCACCCAGGGGGUGGACAACAGAACUGUGCUCUUUUAAGACAGGGCCUCGCUGAUCCCGAGGAGGGAGCUGUUGAUCUGCCUUGGGGAGGUGGCUGGAGAUGCCUUUUGGGGACAUUUAGGGGUUGAAGCCCUUGCAUGUUCACCCAGGUGGACCUGAGGUCCCACUCUGCCACCAUCAACAUCAGUCUCUCCAAAGAAGUACCCCUCACAGCCCAAAUAGGGUGUGUCCUCCAGAGCCAACUUCAGCACAAGACCCCAGUCCCUUCCCAACUGAAGUGCCAAAGUCCUGUCUGUACAGCCGCCUCUGGUUCCUGGCUCUGUGCUUGGUGGGGGCAAUUUCCCCCACCUUCAGCCUAGGAUGGAGACCUCUCAGUGGGCCCACACCCUGCAGUGCAGAAGUGAGCUCUGCCAGGCCUCUUUCUUGGCCUGCCCCUCUCUGGCCCUCCCUUCUGUCCUCCCCACCCCCCUGCCCCUCCCGCCCUCCCCCCCACCUCUGUGGCUCGGCUGCAGAAGCGCUGAGAAGUGGUCUAAGUGGUGAGGAAGGACUGGAGCUGGGGUCCUGGGGGCCAUCAGCCCUCCAGUUAAGAACCACCCCCUCCUGGGCCCCCAGCUGUCCCAUCCCAUCUCAGCGGCUCCUAGGAGCUGAGGUGGCAGCUGCACCCUAUUACCCCUGCCCUCAGCUCCCCAGCUUCUGAGGGACAGGUGAGGAGCUGGAGUCCCUGGGGCAGCCCCAUACCGGGCUGCACUCUCUUCCUGCUGUGCAGAGCCAUCUGGGGCUGGGGGAUCUCUGUUGCUUCUUUCUCCUUUGCCGUGACCGGCCACCCCUCUUCCGGGACUGCUCGCAGGGCACCCUUCCUUCUUGAGGCCUGGCGGGGGAGGGGUCAUCUCUACUCGACCCUUCCUGUGUGCCCGCUGGCUUCGCUCUACCGUCUCUAGCCAGUCCCGCCUGCCCGGUCACCCGAUCCGCCCCGUAAACUUUAUGGCGUGUGGAGCGGUGGCAGCUGGGCUGGUGUGGGCGGGGGCUACGCCUUAAAGGAGCCGUUGAAGGGUGCCCUGCGGCCCCUAGGCUUCUCCCCUUUCCCGGAGCAGGAAGGGGCUGGUGUGGACGCUGCUGCCGGAGGUCGAGGAUUUCUCUCAGCGUUGCAGACCUCACAGGGCCUGGAAGAGGCAGCGGCAAGUGUCAGCGGAGGGAAGGAGGGAGGUGGAGGUCUUGGCCUGCAAGGGACCCCAGAGCUGGGCAGGGAUGUGGGUGGAGGGAUCUGGGACCUGCCCCAGCAGCUACGCCCCUUGCUAGAUCCUACCCCAGGACCUUGCCCCACCCCAUAGCUCCUUUGCCCGGCACCUGCCGUGGCAGCUUUUAGGAAGGAGGGUGGGCAUUGCAGCCAUCUGAGGGGUCCAGGGAAGGGCUCGGGCUCAGGGAUGGUGAAACCUCAGGAGAGGCUAAGGAAGGGGAGCAGCACAAGGGGAGGGAGAGGCUUAGGGAGACUGGAGGCUCUGAGAUGGGAGGGAGGGGCAGUUUAACUGAGAUGAGGGAUGAGAGACCACCUUGGGCCCUUCGCUUUCCCCACUCAAGGGCUCUCCCCACUCACUCAGUUCCUCUUGGUUCUGAGACCUGACCUCACAGAAUCUCUACCGUGUGGUCAGCCCCUUUCACUCCCUCUGGGGUACAGAGAGGGAGAGGUCAAGUGCGGGCCUCUGGGCUGAGUCAGGCUGUGGCAGCAGCCCCAAGUCAGAGGGAGGCCCAGGCUUCUGGUCAGCCCCAGGGACCCAGGCUCCUGGUCUCCUGGGUAUCAGGUCUCCCUCUGAGAAAUGGGUUUCACCAGCGUCUCAGAGUUGAAGGGAGUGGCUGAUGGUGCUGCAGUUGUAUUUGCUCACCUGCAUGCCUCCAGACAUGCAUACACAUGCAUGCACAUCUGCUUGGCAUGUAUCUGUGUACACACUACGUAACACAACGUACAUGUAUCACACAGUGCACACAGGUAUACACACUACCUAGACAUGCAUGUGCCACACAUGUGAACGUGCACACAUAUUUGCACACCUGUGUACAUACAACACAUACUCACCAAACAGUACGCAUAUACGCAUGCAUACAUGUAUGCAUGUAUACACACUACAUGUGCACGCGCGUGCACAUACAGAUACACAAGGGACACGCAGAAACACAUUCACACUCACAGGCACCCACACCCUGGCCCCAGACCCAAAGGUGCCUGCACAGCUCCUUCCUAGAGGCCUGACCCCCUCCUCUCAGUGUUUUGCUCAUUGCAUUUGGCGCCUCUGCAAUGACCUCACAAUCUAAGCCCUUGUUGGCACUCUGCCACCUCCCUCACGGGGUCCUUGUCUGUGUCCCCCAGUGUCCCCACCCCUAGACCCAGGCUGGCAUGAAGUAAGUGUGCAGUGUUUUUGAAUUAAUGUUUGUGCAUGUGUGUACGGGGAAAGCGUGACUGGGGAGGGUGACGUGGUGGGGCGGGUGCCUGCCUGUGCGGGGGUGACCUCGAGGGUGCGCCCAGUGUGGGUGUGUCUGUGAUUGUGGCCAGGCAGUGCACCCUCCUAGGGGAGGGCUCGGAAGUGGAAUGCGACCCCCCAGCCGCGUGCGCCUAGGGGCUGUAAUCUGAUCCCUGGGGACUCCCCCCUCGCUGCCGACUCCUUCUCUUCCAGAUCCCGGGGCAGAGUCCAGGCGGCUCAAGGCUUCUCCACACAGGCCCGCUGAACCCUGAGUGCCUUGAGCCGCCACCGGGAUGGGGCAGCCUGCGGCCGCCGCCAUGAUCCCAGGCUUGGCCCUGCUCUGGGCCGCGGCACUGGGGGGUGCUGCCCCCAGCCCCCCACGCCUGAGGCUGUCCUUCCAAGAGCUUCAGGCCGGCCAUGGUCUACGGACCUUCCAGCUGGGGCGGACCUGCUGCUAUGAAGCGCUGCUAGUGGAUGAGGAGCGCGGACGCCUGUUUGUGGGUGCUGAGAACCACGUGGCUUCCCUCAGCCUGGACAACAUCAGCAAGCGGGCCAAGAAGACCGAGUGCAUGAACUUCGUGAAGCUGCUGCAUGUCUACAACCACACACACCUGCUGGCCUGCGGCACCGGGGCCUUCCACCCGACCUGUGCAUUUGUGGAGGUGGGCCACCGGCUGGAGGAGCCCAUGCUUCGGUUGGACCUUCGAAGCCUAGAGGACGGCAAGGGGAAGAGUCCUUAUGACCCCAGGCAUCGGGCUGCCUCCGUGCUGGUGGGGGAGGAGCUGUAUUCGGGGGUGGCCGCAGACCUCAUGGGCCGGGACUUUACCAUCUUCCGCAGCCUGGGCCGGCGGCCGAGUCUCCGCACAGAGCCACAUGACUCCCGAUGGCUCAACGAGCCCAAGUUCGUUAAAGUCUUUUGGAUCCCGGAGAGUGAGAACCCAGAUGACGACAAGAUCUACUUCUUCUUCCGUGAGUUGGCGGUGGAGGCGGCUCCGGCACUGGGACGUCUGUCAGUAUCUCGCGUCGGCCAGAUCUGCCGGAACGACGUGGGCGGCCAGCGUAGCCUGGUCAACAAGUGGACGACCUUCCUGAAGGCACGGCUGGUGUGCUCGGUGCCCGGUGUCGAGGGCGACACCCACUUCGACCAGCUCCAGGACGUGUUCCUGCUGCCAUCCCGGGACCGCUGGAGCCCGCUGCUCUACGCCGUCUUCUCAACGUCCAGCGGCGUCUUCCAGGGCUCUGCAGUAUGCGUGUAUAGCAUGAACGACGUGCGUCGGGCUUUCCUGGGACCCUUCGCACAUAAGGAGGGGCCAAUGCACCAGUGGAUGUCUUACCAGGGCCGCGUCCCCUACCCGCGGCCCGGCAUGUGCCCCAGCAAGACCUUUGGCACCUUCAGCUCCACCAAGGACUUCCCUGACGACGUCAUCCAGUUUGCCCGGAACCAUCCCCUCAUGUACAGUUCAGUUCUGCCCAUCGGGAGUCGCCCUCUUUUCCUACAAGUGGGUGCUGGGUACACUUUCACCCAAAUCGUUGCUGACAGAGUAGCAGCUGCUGACGGACAAUAUGAUGUCCUCUUUAUUGGCACAGACACGGGCACAGUGCUGAAGGUAAUCUCUGUCCCCAAAGGCAGCCGUCCUAGCUCUGAGGGGCUGCUAUUGGAGGAGCUGCACGUGUUCGAGGACUCAGCCGCUGUCACCAGCAUGCAGAUCUCCUCCAAGAGGCACCAGCUGUACGUAGCCUCACGGAGCGGGGUGACCCAGAUCGCGCUGCACCGCUGCGCUGCCCAUGGCCGCGCCUGCGUCGAAUGCUGCCUGGCGCGCGACCCCUACUGCGCCUGGGACGGGGCCGCAUGCACGCGCUUCCAGCCCAGCUCCAAGAGGCGGUUCCGGCGGCAAGACGUAAGGAAUGGCGACCCCAGCACGCUCUGCUCCGGAGACUCUUCGCGCCCCACGCUACAGGAGCGGAAGGUGUUCGGCGUGGAGGGCGACAGCGCCUUCCUGGAAUGUGAGCCCCGCUCUCUGCAGGCGCGGGUGAAUUGGACCUUCCAGCGCGCAGGGGAGCCGGCCCAAACCCAGGUGCCAGCGGAAGGACGUGUUCAGCACACCGGGCAGGGGCUGCUGCUGCGCAGGCUGCAGCGCGGGGACUCAGGCGUGUACCUGUGCACCGCGGUCGAGCGCGGCUUUUCUCAGCCGCUGCGUCGCCUGGCGCUGCACGUGCUGAACGCCGGGCAGGCCGAGCGGCUGGCGCGGGUUGAGGAGGCUGCGCCAGCCGCGCCGCAGAGCCCCAAGCUCUGGUACCGAGACUUCCUGCAGCUGGUGGAGCCCGGCGGCGGCGGCGCAAGCUCCCUGCGCAUGUGUCGGCCGCUUCCCGCGCCGCGCCCCCCGCCUCCCGAACCGCGGAGGAAGGGCCGCAAUCGGCGGACGCAUUUCUCGGAGCCGCGUGCUGAUCGGGGCCCGCGCAGUGCCGUGCACUGGUGACCAGGCUGUCCCCAUGCCGGGACUGGACGGGAGAUAACAGGCGGGAGAGGGGAGGACAGACCCUGGGACGCGGAGACGGAGGAGUGGGGCCGGGCAUACAGCAGACCCUGGCGGAUGGAGACACCAGCUGACAGGCCCUGGCCCAGGGGCAGCCGCACUGGCUUAUUUAUUAACAAAUAACCCUUGAAUGUAGCCCCGAGAGGGGCGGCCCAGGCCCAGCGCACAGGUCCGCCUGUCGGGAGGGGCCAGAGAAGUGGGGCUCCAGAGCACCCACCGGGGCCAGAGAGGUGACCGGAGUGCCCACUCUGGGGAAGAGACCCCCACCUGGGGCAACAAGCAGGAAGCUGUGAACGGCCCAGACUGCUGGGGGCAGGGGUGGGGCAGGCCAACUGUACUAAAGUAACACAAUAAACACAUUAUCAGCCGAACCUGGAACGGCAGCAGUGGGCA